Molecule: messenger RNA, 3086 nt
Organism: Panonychus citri (citrus red mite)
Lineage: Eukaryota; Metazoa; Arthropoda; Arachnida; Trombidiformes; Tetranychidae
Product: ATP synthase mitochondrial F1 complex assembly factor 2-like
Exons: 4
Coding region: 92-964 (290 amino acids)
Biological process (GO): mitochondrial proton-transporting ATP synthase complex assembly
Cellular component (GO): mitochondrion
Source: RefSeq, a predicted model, not a curated record
UAUUUACAUUUUCUUUUCUUUUUUGUUUUGUUUUGUUUAUUUAAUUGUUUUCUAUUUAAUUUUGAUUUAAAUUUUUAAUUAUCCUAGAAAAAUGUCUUCUCUUAAUUUGUUUCGUUUUCUAUUGAGAAGUGACUCUGUUCACAAUUUAGAUCGGGUUCUGGUUAAAGUGAAUGUCGGUUAUUUUGUUAAUUCAUAUAAAAGGUUUUCCAGUGAAUCAAAACAUCGUAAACGUUUUUACAAAGAUGUCUCAGUAAUUAAUUCUGAUGAUUUAUAUGAGAUUUGUUUAGAUGGUAAAAGGAUAAAGACACCAUUUAAUAAACUGGUUCAAGUGAAAUCUCAACAAUUAGCUUUGAUGGUUGCCAAUGAAUGGAAAUGUCAACUGGAUACGAUUAAAAGUUACGAGAUGCAUUUAACCAAUUUAACCAAUUGUGCCAUAGAUAAUCCUGAGAAUCACACCAAAGAGACUUUAGCUAAUUCAAUAUUGGAAUUUUUAGCCACCGAUACGAUUUGUUUCCGUCUUCGAGAACCCGUUGAUUUGUACAAAUUACAAAUCACUCGCUGGGAUCCAAUGAUUGAUUGGCUUUCAACUCGAUACAAUUGUCAGGUUCCAUUGACGGAGGACGUUUUCCUCCCUCCAAUCCCACCGGUAACCCAAUCGACUCUCCAUCGACACCUUCUUUCAUAUAACCAAUGGUCUCUUCAUGGUAUCUAUUCAAUCACCGAAUCACUUAAAUCAGUUAUCCUGACAUUGGCGUUAAUUGAUAAAAAGAUCUCAGUUAAUGAAGCAGUUAGUCUAUCAAGGCUCGAACUUGAAUAUCAAACAUCAAUCUGGGGAAACGUUGAAUGGGCCCAUACAAUUGAAUUAAUGAUGACUCGAGCUCGAGUCUCAGCUGCUUUGUUAUUUGUAUUCACUAAUUCAGAAUCAUUUAAAUCAAUCACCAAAUCGAAAACAUCAUCUUACUAAAUUGUUCUAAGUCCAAAUUAAUGUUAGUUAUCAAAUCGAUUCAGACUAAUCAAAAACAAAUUGACAAUCGACUAGUUAUAAAUCAACUUGAAUUGGAAACUAAUAAUCAUACAUAUUUCCACUGUUCACUCAACAGUCUAAUAUUGGAUUCUUAAUCACAACACCUUUAAUCAUGAUGAUGAUGAUCAUCUUUCGAUUGGAUUAAUGAAUUACCUUCAUCUUCUUGGAUGGUUAAUGAUUAGUGUUAAUUUGAAUGAUGUUUAUUAACUCAAGGCUAUUAAAUUAAAUUGGAAAUCAAAUGAGAGAGUCAACAAUUAACCAUAUUCACCAUAUGAUUUACACAAAAGGCCUUUUAUUGUCUUGGUAAUUAAAUCGCAAGGACAAUUUAAAUAUCCCAAUGGAGAUUAACCAACAUCAUCUUAGAGUUGAUUGAAAAUGAGAAACAUUAUUUAACCAUUACAAUUAAUGUUUUACUCAAUUAAGAUGAUUACUACAAACAAUUAACCAUGACGGAUAGUGUAUCGAUGAAAACAAAACCAUAUACACUUAUUACAAUUAACAAUUAAGGGAACUACAAAAUCAUGAGUGUAAAUUAUUUUCGGUUAAUCAGUUAAUUGUUUCUAUUUCUCUCUCACACAAUUAACUUUAAUUCCAGGUAAUGAUUAACUUCCAUUGUAAUUGUUUUAUUUUCUUUUUCUUUUUUUAUUUAAUUUGAUUUGAUUUUCGAUUGUUUAACUUUCUCAUCAAUGAUUAUGGUUCCUCCACAAUUACAAUCAUAAUAAUAAACAAUUAACUUUAAACAAUUAACGAUUAAUGCCUAGAGGUGAAACAAUUUCUUACUUUCUCUCUAUUCAUCCAAACAAUUAAAUCGUACAAUUAUUAUUAUCUAAUUAAUUUAAUUAACUAACUAAUUGUAUAGAUGAAAAAUUUUAAUUUCUCAUCACCUUUCCGGUUAAUCAAUGAUCAAUUAAAAGCAAUCAAUGAUUCAUCAUUUAUUAUUGAUUGUUAGCUUAUCAUUAUCGACCUUAAACAAUUUACUCCAAGUUUAAUCGUAUUUGAGUUAAUUGUUAUUGAUCAAUUAACAACAAACUAAAUUAUUUACAUAUUAAAACACGGAAAUGAAACUUAAAUUAUUGCAAACAAUUCAAGGUAAGUGUGAUUAUUGGUUAAAUUGUCACAAUCAAUUCAGUUGUAAGGGUAAGCAAAUUGACAUAAUCCAGGUUAAUGUACAAAAUGAUUAACUAAUAGCUAUCAAUAAUUAAGUAAAUCAAGUAAAAGGCUAAUCAAUACAAUAGUUCAGGUAAUUUAGUUAAACAAUCAAUAAAUAAUUACAAUAAUUAUGAUGAUAAUUAAAUAUUGAUGAGUUUAUCCUUUUGGUUAGUUUAUUAGAAACAAAAGAAAAGAGAACAAAAAAAUUAACGAAAAUUAACUAAUUGUUGUCAACCUUAAUCACUAAAUGAUCACCUUUAAUCACUUAAUUACAAUCCAAACAAAUUGUCCCCUUUUGGUUUGGUAUAAUCAACCAAACUUGACUUAAUUAACCAACCAGAACAAUUUGUUUAAAUAUGAAUGGUUUCCAAUGAAAAUAAAUCAGUUACAAUUUGGUUACUCAACAAUCAACAACAACAACAAUUUAAAUUAUUAUUUAAACACCAACACCAACAAUCAACGAAAAUGGUUUCAAAAAGUUUCAUUAUUUGUGCUCUUUUAAUCACAAUUGCAUUGAUCAUGGAGGUUCAAGCUGGAGACAAAGGAUCCAACAUUAUCCUCGGCGGUGGUCCUGGUGGUGGGCGACUUGUUUUAUCAACGGGUAAGAAAGGAAAAGGAUCAAACAUAAUUAGCCAAGGAGGAUUCGGAGGUGGUGAUGUUAUUUUGUCCACCGGGAAAAAGGGCAAAGGGUCAAACAUUAUCCUGACCCGAAGAGCAACUGUUAUUUCUGGUCGUCGAUAAUCAAUUUUAAAUAGUCACUAAUUUAUUGAUUGUUCAUCUUCAUCAUCAUUGUAUUUAAAGUUAAUUGUUAAGCGAGUCUUACAAUUCAUUCAUCACAAAUGUCCAAGGUUUUAACUUCAUGUUAUCGUUUAUUUAUUUGUUCAAUUAAAUAAUUGUUUUCUAAUUCUAACAA